This is a messenger RNA of Soboliphyme baturini, 1404 nucleotides long. Lineage: Eukaryota; Metazoa; Nematoda; Enoplea; Dioctophymatida; Soboliphymatidae. The record is from the annotation of a GenBank genome assembly.
AUGUUUCAGUGCACCGAAAAUGACUUGUUGCAAGCGUUUUCGCCCUUCGGCCCGAUUCAGGAAUAUAAACUUCCGCAGAAAGAUGGGCACUGCAGUGGCUUCGCCUUCGUUCAGUACAGGCGGUUCCCGGAUGCAUACAAAGCCUUAAAGUCUAUGAACGCUACGACUCUACUAAAUAGAACGAUCGCCCUUGACUGGGCAGUACCUAAAGACCAGUACAUGACGAGCGUAAUGGAAAGUAAAGCUAAAGAGAAAAUUGCAGACUCUGCAACUGAUAAUAACGUUGUUGUCGAAAAACCUGAAAAACGACUCGACCGUGGCAAAAAAUCCAAGGAUGCUCAGCAAACUGAGUAUGUGGCCAAAAAGGCAGGUAACGCUGACGAUGAAACUUUAAGCCAACGAAAACGUAGGACUAUGAAAAACAACAGCUUUCCUCAACAAAGUCAGCAUGCAUCUGACAUGACCCGUGAUUUCGAUCAGCUGUCUUCUUCCAGCGAAGGUUCUGUGUCUCAAACGAAGCCGCCCGAAGUUCCUCGACGAACAGGUGAUGAUCCUGGCAUCAGGGAAGGUCGAACAUUGUUCGUCAGGAAUCUACCAUUCGAAACCACCGAUGAAGAAUUCGGCGAAUAUUUUUCCCGUUUUGGUCCCUUGAAAUAUGCAGUCACAUGCAAGUACCCAAAUACGGACCAUUCCAAAGGAACUGGUUUCGUGCAAUUCCUCAAUAAAGACUCAGUCGAAAAGUGCUUACAAGCCGCCAAUACCUCUGAAGGCACCGGCAUUUACAUCAAGAGCCAGUUGAUUUCCGUUUGCCAUGCAGUCAGCAGGGACCAAGCGACGAAGAUUGUAAGGGAAAGGGGCGAUGAAAAGCAUAAACCGAAAGACAAACGAAAUUUGCACCUGUUUAAAGCUGGACUGAUAAGUCAAAAUGAAGCAACUGCCUCGGAUAUGUCGAAACACGAUAUCUCUCUGAGAAUGAAGAUUCAGCGGACAAAUAAGGAGAAGAUAAAAAAUUUGCACAUAUUUGUUAGUCCCACUCGAAUAUGUGUGCACAAUUUGCCACUGGGUCUCAGCGACGUACAGUUGAGGAAACUGUGCUUUGCGGCCGUGUCCGAAAGAAGUUGCCGGAUUACCGAGUGUCGCAUCAUGAGAGAUAUGACGAUGUUGAACAAAGACAAAAUUGGUAAAUCACGGGGUUUCGCUUUCGUCACUUUCACGGACCAUGAGCAUGCCAUGAAGUGCUUGAAGCAGUUGAACAAUAACCCAGAAACAUUUAGCUACGAAAAGAGGCCAAUCAUUGAAUUUUCUUUGGAAAACAAAGCCGCGCUAAAUUUGAAACAGCGAAGACUGGAACAUUCACGAGCAUAUACGGUCAAAGCUCGUAAGUUGAAAGAGAAAGAGAAAUAA